Phyllopteryx taeniolatus (common seadragon) is the source of this 3861-nucleotide messenger RNA. Its product is annotated as zinc finger and SCAN domain-containing protein 2-like. Gene Ontology annotation, molecular function: DNA-binding transcription factor activity, RNA polymerase II-specific; RNA polymerase II cis-regulatory region sequence-specific DNA binding. Gene Ontology annotation, biological process: regulation of transcription by RNA polymerase II. Bases 943 to 2292 code for a protein of 449 amino acids. Gene Ontology annotation, cellular component: nucleus. The transcript is spliced from 3 exons. NCBI's taxonomy places the organism in Eukaryota, Metazoa, Chordata, Actinopteri, Syngnathiformes, Syngnathidae. The record is from RefSeq and is a predicted model, not a curated record.
GGCUGUUAACUCUUUUGUGGAGCCGCGGAUGUGGUACGGCGCCUUGACAACCCGGUCGGAGAGGGCCGGUGUAGGUCGGGGCGUUUCCGGUCCACACUGGGCUGCACAAUGGUGUGCAAGUUGCUAUCUGAAUGAGCGAUGGAGUGUAGGUUAUGAGCAUGAUGUGGAAAAUAAUAAGUGGACGAGUGUAUUUUAGUGUGUUACGAGUGAAUCGCAGCUUGUGUAUGUGUGGGAUUUCGUGAGCGUGCGCGGAGAGACGUCACUCGCAGUUAGCUGGCUAAAUGUUUUCGAUGGAUGAACUGGAUGUGGCUCAAAGUGGUGUAUCGGAGUUCAAAAACGCCAGUUGAUGAGACUUUGAAAAAAUAAAUCUGUGUCUAUGGAUUAAUUCACCUCUGCCAAUUCUGUUUUCAACCAUGGUAACGCUUUUCAUCUGUCUUAAUUCGAACAUUGCUACACUUGAUAGUCGUAUUCGUCCAGCAGCUUCUGGGCGUCAACUCUCCUGUUCGACUUCUAGUCACAACAUCUCUGUGCGUCUCUAACCUUCUUUCUUAGCAGCAGAAAGGUCGGAAACGUGAAGCGCGUCAUGAAUGCUGGGUUGAAUUUUAAUACAAUCGGAGGCGCCUGUCAUCAAAUGGACCGAUUGCGCCAAACACUCCAGUCAUGUUAUUCUUCGUUCCCAGUAUUGGAACGUCGCUUGUCGCCGAUAUGUUGCAAAAGCUUCGUGACACGAAGUUUGUCCAAGCGGCAACGCCGUACAUUUGCACGUCCACUUCCGGGUCAUUCGAAAUAUACCAAAACUAGCACACGCGCGUCAAUGAACAUGUACACAAUGAACAAUACAUCUAACCCUACUUUACAGGUGACCCUCAAGCCUCACUUAGUUUAGCUUGCUAACAUAGCGACGCAAGUGUGAGCGUCAAGUGGAGUGUUUAUCGUGGGAAAAUGUGUGCAAGAAGGACCGCAGAGGACGAGGAACUUUGUGAACCAAAAGCGCCACAACGCGUAGCAGACCUCAGUGAAGAUCUUUGUCCAGCGCAACAAGAGCCAGAGUCCCCUACCAUUAAAGAGGAAGAGGAGCCACAGUCCCCUUAUAUUAAAAAAGAGGUGGAUAAAGAGGUCCCCCACAUCAAAGAGGAAGAGGAGGAGCAGGACAUCACCAAGUUGCCAUCGACCGGUGUCCCUCAGAAGAGUGAAGAUGAAGGUCAAAGUGAGGAGAACAGAGGGGCGGAGCCUCUAAGCAACAUCAGCUCAAGUCAACACAUGACAGCAGACAGUGAUGUAGACCACUGUGGAGGAUCACAAGUAGAUGUCCUCUUAGCUCCACCAUCAGGUAGUGACGACACAGCGUCACAUUCUCCUCACAACGAUGAGGAUGAUGAUGAUGAUCAGUCUGAAGAUCAGGUGAGAUGUCACACUGACAACCAACGCUGGAAAUGUUCUCAGUGUGGGAAAAUCUUUGGCUACAAAUCUCUCUUGAAAAGGCACCUGAUGAGCCACAGCGGAGAGAAACCUUUUGCCUGCUCAGUUUGCGGCCAAAGAUUCUGUGAGAAGGGAAACUUGACAACACACACAAGAACCCACACUGGUGAGAAACCUUUUUCCUGCUUAGUUUGUGGUCAAAGAUUCUCUCGAAAGGGAAUCUUAAGAAGUCACUCAAGAACCCACACUGGAGAGAAACCUUUUUCCUGCUCGGUAUGUGGUCAAAGUUUCUCUCGAAAGGGAAUCUUAACAAGUCACUCAAGAACCCACACUGGAGAGAAACCUUUUGCCUGCCCAAUAUGUGGUCAAAGAUUCUCUCACAAGAAAAGCCUGACAAUACACACAAGAACACACACUGGAGAGAAACCUUUCUCCUGCUCAGUUUGUGGCCAAAGAUUCUCUGACAAGGGAACCUUGACAAAACACACAAGAACUCACACUGGUGAGAAACCUUUUUCCUGCUCAGUUUGUGACCAAAAAUUCUCUCAGAAGGGACAAUUAAGAAGUCACACAAGAACCCACACUGGAGAGAAACCCUAUUCCUGCUCAGUUUGUGGUGAAAGAGACGUCAGUGACGAUCUUCGUCUCGAGCAACAGGAGCCAGAGUCCCAACCCAUUGAAGAGCAAGAGGAGGACAAAGAACUCCCUCAGAUUAAAAUUGAGGAGGUGGUGCCACCAUAUAUCAAAGAGCAAGAGGAGGAUGAAGAACUCCCUCAGAUUAAAGUUGAGAAUUCUUAUAUCAAAGAGGAGGAGGAUGUGCCACCAUAUAUCAAAGAGGAAGAGGGGGAGGAAGACAUCACCAUGUUGCCAUAGACCGGUCUCCCUUUGAAGAGUGAAGAUGAAUGUCAAAGUGAGAAAAGCAGAGGCGCGGCAGUUCAAGUCAACACAUCACAACAGAAUGUGAUGGAGACCAGUGUGGAGGAUGCCAAGCUGACGGCAUCUUAGCCCCAGCAUCAGAUAGUGACGACGCAACAUCACACUCUCCUCACACUGAUGAUGAUGAAGAGUCUGAAGAUCACAAGACAGGUCACACUGCCAAGAAACGCUGGGAACGGUCUCAGUAUGGGGAAAACCUUUUCUUAUAAGUCUAAUUUGACACAUGUGACACAUGAGAAAACACACUACAGAGAAACAAUUAACCUGCUUAGCCAAACAUUCCUUAACACUCAAGAACAAACACUGGUGAGAAACCUUUUUCCUGCUCAGAUUGUGGUAAAAGAUUCUCUCAGAAGGGAAAUUUAGAAACCGUUUGUCUGCUCAGUUUGAGCUCAAAGAUUCUCUGAUAAAGGAAGCUUCAAAAGACACUAGAAUACACACUAGUGAGAAACCUUUUGCCUGGCCAAGAUUCUCUCGGAAGGGACACAUCAGUCACAGAAGAAUCCACAUUAGAGAGAAACCAUUUACCUGCUCAGUCUGUGGCCAAAGUUUCUCUCAGUAGGAUAGGGUGAGAGUAGCAGUGAUCAAUGAAGGUUUCGCCUCUCAUACAAGCAGGCUUCAUCAAUUCAUGCACCAAGGAUGAUUGUGUUCUGUGUUUGUUUUUUUGAAGGCCUGAUGUGAACAAUUGUUGCGAAUUAGCGCUCGAGCUAAAACACUAGUAGUACACAUCUGCUUUGCCCAAUGUUUUUCUGAUGUGAAUACCAACUAAGGAAACGAUUGAUAGAAAUAGACUGUGAGGAAACUUUGACUCUUUGGUGAGAUGGAAAACUACAUAUACUGUAUAAUACUGAAUCUUCUUUUCCUUUGGGCUUGUCCCUUUAGGGGUCGCCACAGCGCCUCAUCCUUUUCCAUGUAAGCCUAUCUCCUGCAUCCUCCUCUCGGACACCAACUGCCAGCAUGUCUUCCCUCACGACAUCCAUCAACCUUCUCUUUGGUCUUCCUCUCGCUCUCUUGCCUGGCAGCUCCAUCCUCAUCAUCCUUCUACCAAUAUACUCACUAUUUCUCCUCUGGACGUGUCCAAACCAUUGGAGUCUGCUCUCUCUAACUUUGUCUCCAAAACAUCGAACCUUGGCUGUCCCUCUGAUGAGCUCAUUUCUAAUUUUAUCCAACCUGGUCACUCCGAGAGCGAACCUCAACAUCUUCAUUUCCGCCACCUCCAACUCUGCUUCCUGUUGUUUCUUCAGUGCCACUGUCUCUAAUGCGUACAUCAUGGCUGGCCUCACCACUGUUUUAUAAACUUUGCCCUUCAUCCUAGCAGAGACUCUUCUGUCACAUAACACACCUGACACCUUCUUCCACCCGUUCCAACCUGCUUGGACCCGUUUCUUCACUUCCUGACCACACUCACCAUUGCUCUGGACGGUUGACCCCAAGUAUUUCAAGUCCUCCACCCUUGCCAUCUCUUCUCCCUGUAGCCGCACUCUCCCCCCCACCCCCCACCACCCC